UGUUGUGUGAUUUGCCUCAGAAUAACGCAAAAUUAGAAAACACAAUACAAAUGAAAACUAUAUGCAAUCAAUGCUAGAUGUUUAGAGAUGUUUCAGUAUGCCCUCUGAAAGUCACCAUUUAGAACUGCAGUCUUUGGAGCAUUUUUUAGACCAUAUGCUGGUUUUUAUCAUUAUUUUUGGCUAUAAGUGAAGAUUUAAUUGGGCUAUACCUGUGUUAUUUCUGUUAUUGGUAUGUAGAGUAUGUCAUUUUCAAGGUCCAAGCGCUCCUUUUUCCUGUAUGGGAUCUUUUUGUGUGGCUUACAUGCCACUCUUACACUCAACAGAAGCAAACAAAGCAUACACACUGCCAGAUCACUGGUGCACAGCAGCAGCUACACUUUGAACAACAGGGAAGAUGCAGAAAGAGAUGGACAAUACCUGCUGGGGAUAAAAAGAAUCAGAAGACUUUACUGUAACGUGGGCAUCGGCUUCCAUAUUCAGGUCCUACCAAAUGGAAAGAUAACAGGAGUACACAAUGAAAAUAAAUACAGCCUUAUAGAAAUUUCUCCUGUGGAAAGAGGAGUCGUGACCUUGUAUGGCGUGAGAAGUGGUCUGUUCAUCGCCAUGAGCAACAAGGGGAAACUCUAUGGUUCGGGAAGCUACAGAGAUGAAUGCAAGUUCAAGGAGAACCUCCUGGCCAACAACUACAAUGUCUACGAAUCAGCUGCCCAUCCUGGAAUGUACAUUGCUCUCAGCAAGAUUGGGAAAACCAAAAGAGGCAACCGUGUGACACCCACAAUGACUAUGACACACUUCCUUCCCCGGACAUAAUUAUAAAAAAAAAAAUGUCAACAGCACAGAGAUUCCAAAACAACUGUGAGAUUAGAGCUGGGGAUUCUCUAUAAUCCAAAAUAUGCAAGGACAUACUAAUAUUGUGCACUGUGAAUAAUUAAAGAUAUUUAAUGAUGAUGGAUUGGUUCACAUUCCCAAACUAAUGAGCUUUUGAUCUGAUACCAGGUAUCAGAUAACUUCAGUACUGUUAAAAAAAAAAAGUAGCUAGAAGAACCAUAUCACCCACUUUGUUUAAUUUGUCUUUGGUCCACCAGAAUAAGACUAAGCU
Messenger RNA from Girardinichthys multiradiatus, 1099 nucleotides. Its product is annotated as fibroblast growth factor 4-like. Gene Ontology annotation, molecular function: fibroblast growth factor receptor binding; growth factor activity. The transcript has 3 exons. Bases 241 to 810 code for a protein of 189 amino acids. NCBI's taxonomy places the organism in Eukaryota, Metazoa, Chordata, Actinopteri, Cyprinodontiformes, Goodeidae. Gene Ontology annotation, cellular component: cytoplasm. Gene Ontology annotation, biological process: fibroblast growth factor receptor signaling pathway; positive regulation of gene expression; positive regulation of protein phosphorylation. The record is from RefSeq and is a predicted model, not a curated record.